AUGGGAAAGAUAUGCCAUUUCUACCUCUAUAGAGACAAUGUUAUCUUCCUCCACAACCUUCUCAAUGGUGAUGGAAUUCAGUCUAUUGCUCAGUUUCGCAAAGAAGCUCUUUUCGAUGACUAUCGCAUCUCCAGCCAGAAUGAGGACUGCAUUGCCUUUGCAGUAGACGUUUCUCUUCUCCACCGUGCUCUUCGUAGUAGUGUCAGCAUAUGUGAAACAGCUGAUGCUCCAUCUAAAUAUCGAAACCUCAGUGCGCAGACUCGGUCAGGAAGGGCGAUUUUGAAGGGAAAUGCUCAAUCUGUGCAAGUGAGUGUGAAGCAUUUUGGCAAGAGCCUUCAGUGCCACUUGUGUAAGCCUGACUACGCUUUCUAUGGGAUUGCUCCGCAAGGUACCGGUGCUUGCUGGACGGUGAUCUUCCAAUUUUUCAUUCUGGGUUCCCAUCAAAUGGAGAAGUCAAUCAGUCUACAUUGCAAACUUCCUGUACUGGACCAAGGGUCAGGUUGA
Molecule: messenger RNA, 504 nt
Organism: Prunus persica (peach)
Lineage: Eukaryota; Viridiplantae; Streptophyta; Magnoliopsida; Rosales; Rosaceae
Exons: 2
Coding region: 1-504 (167 amino acids)
Biological process (GO): double-strand break repair via homologous recombination; meiotic DNA integrity checkpoint signaling; telomere maintenance
Cellular component (GO): checkpoint clamp complex; site of double-strand break
Source: RefSeq, a predicted model, not a curated record